AUGUCUUCUUCUAUCCAGACCUACAUUUCGGAUCUAACUUCCCUCUUUAUCGACAACAAUGAGCGUCUCAAGAGGCUCCCGGACCGGAUUGAGGACUUUAGCCGCAAAGUCAAUGAGUUCUACAUCCUCGUUCUUCAAACUCCCUCCUGCAUAUCCCCGGCCGCGACCACUUCCAAUACUUCCACCGCUUCGCCGGAUGAACAUCCACACACCAGAUCAACCAACAGCAUAGAGGAGAUCAGGAAGAUAACGGUCGAGAUUCAAGCCCUUACGCGCGAUAUCCAAGCUGCCACGGGCAAUAUUCGAACUUUGGGGAGCAAGAAUCAAGAGUUGAUUAUCAGAAUCGAUGCUUAUGCAGGCACUAUUGAAUCUUUGUCGCAAAGUCUCGAUCCUUUUAUACGGGGCUUUGUCGCUUUCGCGCGCAGUGUGCUCGCAGUUUUGAACGCCAUCACGCCCGGAAUCUCAAUUCUCUCCUGUAAUGUCCAAACCCUCGCAGGCACUGUUACUGUAGGCGGCCUCCAUAUUUUCGCAGGUAGUCUCGAAGAACCUCUGUGUCGCGACAUUCAAACCCUUGCAGGCAGUCUCCAGGAUCUGGCGGGGAGUUCCAUAGUCUACUUGCGCAGUGUCAGCGUCUGA
Penicillium atrosanguineum is the source of this 636-nucleotide messenger RNA. RefSeq lists its product as uncharacterized. The transcript has a single exon. Lineage: Eukaryota; Fungi; Ascomycota; Eurotiomycetes; Eurotiales; Aspergillaceae. Bases 1 to 636 code for a protein of 211 amino acids. The record is from RefSeq and is a predicted model, not a curated record.